AUGAAACUCUCCUGCGCUUUCGUUGCUGUUGCAGCUCUGGUAGCUACAGCGGUUGAGGCUAACCCCGAAACUGAACGUCGUCGGAGCUGUGCUCUGCCUACUACCUACCGCUGGACCUCAUCAGCUCCACUCGCUCAGCCUAAGGAUGGCUGGGUUUCACUGAAGGAUUUCACACACGUGCCUUACAACGGACAGCAUCUGGUUUAUGCCUCUUACCACGACUCCACCAAGUACGGCUCAAUGGCCUUCUCGCCCUUCAAACACUGGGCAGACAUGGCCACGGCGACUCAAACGGGCAUGACACAGGCGGCUGUUGCUCCUACCGUCUUUUACUUUACCCCAAAGAAGCUCUGGUUCUUGGUCUCUCAAUGGGGUUCGGCACCUUUCACCUAUCGAACUAGCACCGACCCAACCAAGGUCAACGGUUGGUCGGCUCCUCAGCCCUUAUUCACGGGCAAGGUGGCCGACUCGGGUACGGGACCCAUUGACCAGACCGUCAUCGCCGAUGACCGGAAGGUGUAUUUGUUCUUUGUUGCCGACAACGGCAAGGUCUACCGCACCUCGAUGGCCAUUGGCGACUUCCCUGCCAACUUCGGGACCGCUUCUGAGGUCAUUCUCAGCGACACACAGGCGAAGCUGUUCGAAGCGGUGCAGGUGUACACAGUGGCUGGGCAAAACCAGUAUCUCAUGAUUGUCGAGGCUCAGGGCACCAACGGCCGCUACUUCCGUUCGUUCACGGCCAACAGCCUCGAUGGAGAGUGGAAGGUGCAGGCUGGCUCCGAGAGUGCCCCUUUUGCCGGCAAGGCCAACAGCGGUGCCAGCUGGACCAACGAUGUAAGCCAUGGUGAUCUUAUUCGCUCCAAUCCGGACCAGACCAUGACCAUCGACCCUUGUAGGCUUCAGCUGCUUUACCAGGGCCGAGACAAGAACAAAGUGCCCAGCAGCUACGACCUCGCUCCCUACAGGCCCGGUCUUCUCACCUUGUACGGUCUGUGA
This is a messenger RNA of Mycosarcoma maydis (corn smut), 996 nucleotides long. RefSeq names its product putative Alpha-L-arabinofuranosidase precursor (gene afu3). The transcript has a single exon. The record is from RefSeq and is a predicted model, not a curated record. Bases 1 to 996 code for a protein of 331 amino acids. Gene Ontology annotation, molecular function: alpha-L-arabinofuranosidase activity. Gene Ontology annotation, biological process: L-arabinose metabolic process. Lineage: Eukaryota; Fungi; Basidiomycota; Ustilaginomycetes; Ustilaginales.